Messenger RNA from Closterium sp. NIES-65, 412 nucleotides. Lineage: Eukaryota; Viridiplantae; Streptophyta; Zygnematophyceae; Desmidiales; Closteriaceae. The record is from the annotation of a GenBank genome assembly.
GGUUUCCUUUACGCCGUUUGAAGACCCAGUCUGCUCACCAGAGGGUCACGUCUACGACAUUGUCAACAUCGUGCCGUACAUCCAAAAGUUCAAGCGUAACCCGGUUACCGGCAAGCCUCUGGCCCUCAAGGAUCUGAUCAAGCUUCAUUUCCACAAGAACGCUGAUGGCGAGUACCACUGCCCGGUUUUGAAGAAGGUGUUUACCGAGUUUACCCACAUCGUGGCUGUCAAGACAACCGGCAACGUGUUCUGCUAUGAGGCCAUCAAGGAGCUGAACGUGAAGCCCAAGAACUGGAAGGAGCUGCUGACGGAUGAGCCCUUCACACGUGCUGACAUCAUCACCAUUCAGGCAUGUGACGUCACAUCAUCACCAUUCAGGCAUGUGACGUCACAUCACCAUUCAGGCAUGUGA